This is a messenger RNA of Dictyostelium discoideum AX4, 642 nucleotides long. RefSeq names its product Mps1 binder-like protein (gene mobA). The transcript has 3 exons. The record is from RefSeq and is a predicted model, not a curated record. NCBI's taxonomy places the organism in Eukaryota, Evosea, Eumycetozoa, Dictyosteliales, Dictyosteliaceae. Bases 1 to 642 code for a protein of 213 amino acids.
AUGAAUAUUUUUGGAAAAAAGAGUCAAACCUUUAAACCAAAAAAAAACAUUCAAGAAGGUUCAAAGCAAUAUCACCUUAAACAAUAUGCAGAAGCAACUUUAGGAAGUGGUAAUCUUAAAUCAGCCGUUUCAUUACCAACUGGCGAGGAUAUUAAUGAAUGGUUAGCUGUAAAUACAACUGAUUUCUUUAAUCAAAUUAAUAUGUUAUAUGGUACAAUUACAGAAUUUUGUACAGGUACUGAUUGUCCAGUAAUGUCAGCAGGACCAAAAUAUGAAUAUCAUUGGGCAGAUGGAACAACAGUUAAAAAGGCAAUUAAGGUAUCAGCACCGGAAUAUGUUGAUUUCUUAAUGACUUGGGUUCAAUCACAAUUGGAUGAUGAGAAUAUAUUCCCAUCAAAAAUUGGAGUACCAUUCCCUAAAAACUUUCAAUCAAUUGUAAAAACAAUCUUUAAACGUUUGUUUAGAGUUUACGCUCACAUAUAUCAUUCUCAUUUCCAAAAGAUCGUUUCACUUGGUGAAGAAGCUCAUUUAAAUACAUCUCUAAAGCACUUUAUCUACUUUAUUCAAGAAUUCAAUUUAGUUGAUAAAAAAGAAUUAGGUCCAUUAAAUGAAUUAAUUGAAAGUUUAAUGAAAAAUCCAUAA